GAAAUGAGCUUGCACAUGAAGCAUCUGGAGCAGUGCCUGCCACGCUGCAAACACUCAAUUCUAGGGUGCUCCUGCUGCCCUGAGCUCUCCAUUUUGGCACCCCCAAAGGUCCAGCUGAACUUACACAGGAGCCUACCUGGCAUCCAUCCAUUGGCCCUCCAGAUAUGCAACUGCCUCUGGUACAAUGGUGGCAGCCACACACUGCACUCCAGAACAGAGACGACACCAUCGCCCACUGACAAUACUGGGAGUGGACACCCAGAGUAUAUUGCGUAUGCGCUUGUCCCCGUGUUCUUCAUCAUGGGUCUCUUUGGCGUCCUCAUCUGCCACCUGCUUAAGAAGAAAGGCUAUCGUUGUACAACGGAAGCCGAGCAAGAUGUGGAAGAGGAAAAGGUUGAAAAGAUAGAGUUGAAUGACAGUAUAAAUGAAAAUAGUGACACUGUUGGGCGAAUUGUGCACUACAUCAUGAAAAAUGAAGCAAACGCAGAUGUUUUAAAGGCAAUGGUGGCAGAUAACAGCCUGUGUGAUCCUGAAAGCCCAGGGACCCCCAGCACUCCUGGGAGCCCACCUUUGAGCCCUGGGCCCUUGUCACCAAGUGGCACCCCAGGGAAGCACGUCUGUGGCCACCAUCUGCAUACAGUGGGCGGUGCUAUUGAGAAGGAUGUGUGUCAUCGGUGUCGGCACAAGCGAUGGCACUUCAUAAAGCCCACCAACAAGUCCAAAGAAGGCCGCCAGAGGCGUCAAGGAAAGGUCACCGUCCUGUCUGUGGGCAGGUUUAGAGUUACAAAAGUGGAACACAAAUCCAAUCAGAAGGAGCGGCGAAGUUUGAUGUCAGUUGGUGGGGCUGAAAGCGUCAAUGGGGAGGUGCCUGUGACACCUGUGAAGAGAGAACGAAGUGGCACAGAGUAGCAGGAAUGACUUUUUUGAAGAGUUCUAAGAGGCUGAAAACUUACAAGAUAUGAAGUUGCCCAAGGAAUGUUUAUCUUUUAUACGAUUUCUAUCAUGGAGUCUGCAGGCAUAUGAAAAAAGCUAAAAGGGAAUAUUGUUGCUAUGCUGAAUAAAGAUUCAGUUGGCUUUGAAACAAGUUUUGGGUUUAAAAAGUCUGGUGAAAAAUGUAUUACAUUUCCAGGGAAGAAAAGAGCUCAUUUUUUAUCUUCCCAACUACCUUUAACCACCACCCCUUCCAAUCCUCCGUCUCUGGCCUUAGUGUGUACACCGCAGUUUUUCCAGUAUGAUCUCUACAUACAGCGGAGCUGUUCGCGUACAUGAGCUGAUGCUCAGUGUGUGUGUGCGCACAUGUGUACUUGUGCAUGUGUGUGUGUGCACGUUCACGCACGCUUCUGUUCCCCCAGCCCUUACCUCCUAUUUUACUACUGGUUGUAAGAAGAUCCUCUUACAGUUUAACUGUUACAAGAGAUAAAGAUGACUCUUUGGUGGUGAAAGGUCCUUGAAGAUAACCUAGCUUAGCCUGAGAAAAUGGCCCCCAGGAGCCAUGGAUCGGAAGGAGCCAGGUGGCAGACUGGAUUCUGAGACCAGGAAUUCCGCAUCGACUUCUGCGACCAGCACGCGCCUCUCCUAGGUCGCUUGUAAAACACUGAGAGGUUUGUUUCUUUUUUUACACUUGAGCUAAGCAAUAAACUAAGUAAUUUAUUUAAUAAAGGGGAAGAUGGUUUAAAGUCACAAAAACAAAAAACAAAUUGUUUUGAUAACCCCAAGUGCAAACAAAACAAAUCUCUAGGUCUCGUGCCAGCUGGGCCUGUACCUUCCUCUGGCCCCCUUCCUUGGUGCACUUGCUGUUCUUAUAACCAGUGCUCAUUGUUUCAAAGCGUCUUAGUGAUUUUUCCCCCUUUGGGCUUGGAAAACCUUACUUUUUUUUUAAGCCUUGGAGUUUAUGAAACACCUGAAAGAACUCAGAAGUCUGGGCCAAAGGCUGGGAGGGUCCACUUACAGGAAAUUCGCCAAGACCUGCUUCAUGCUUCUUUUAUUUCACAGAGAAAAAGCACUUUUUAUUUCACUCCCAGAAGAUGAUUUCCAUUAAAAUGUAUUUGAAGUAUUUACUGUAAAUAUACUCAUUCCAUUCUGUUGCUGGCAUCAAACGAAAGGUUCAAUUUCAUGUGAAUUUUUAUUGACAACUAAUUAGGAGGCUUUACAGGCACACAUACAUAAACACAGUAGGCGAGAGGAAGUCAGUAUGGACAUAAAUUUCACUGAGGUCCAAAAAGUAGCAAAAUAGAAAUUUGGGGGAUGUGAAUUAAUGUAAAUAAUAUAUGUGUGGUCUAGACCAAUAGUUUUAGUUUUUAAAAAAGCAUUAUUUUUUGAUUGUUGAAAGAAUAUACCCUCAGAAUGGUGAAGGAUGCUAUGUAAGAUAGUCUUAAGCUUUAAUUAUUUUUCAACUGUAUUCAGGUCAGAGCACUUUUUAAAUAGCAAUAAACACGUGAGAGAAUACUCAGAAAUAUUUAAAAUUGUAUUUAUAUCAACAGUGCAUUUUAAAUAUUUUCUAAUACUUGAGCAGUUUUUGUCUGUCUGUCUUCCACAUAUGCCAAAAGUUAAGCAUUCAAUAUUUUCAACACAUAAGCUUUUUACUCGUUUCUAUGAUCUAAUAAGAACUCUCAAGUGUUCCCAAAGCAACCGAUGUUUACAGGCCCUGUGUUUUCCCUGCUCCAGCAGAAGGACUGGGGAUCCACAGCAAACUAACUGUGCAAAACACUAAUGAUGGGUUGACUGCUGGUGUCAUCAAUGGGUUGGCUACCACCUUGAUGUAAAAAUUUAUAAAGGGAAUUUUUCACCCUUUUGAGUGUC
Molecule: messenger RNA, 2799 nt
Organism: Molossus molossus (Pallas's mastiff bat)
Lineage: Eukaryota; Metazoa; Chordata; Mammalia; Chiroptera; Molossidae
Gene: RELL1
Product: RELT like 1
Exons: 9
Coding region: 4-909 (301 amino acids)
Biological process (GO): positive regulation of p38MAPK cascade
Cellular component (GO): plasma membrane
Source: RefSeq, a predicted model, not a curated record